UAAAAACACCUAAAUUCACUGACCGCAGCUCUCAUCCAAAAGUCAUAUCCUGCACAAACUCAAACUCUGACUCUCUCUCUGCUCCCUCCCUCCAUUUCCAACUCCUUCCUUCAAUUUCAAUUCUUCUCUCUUUACUUGUCGAAAUUAGAUUUUCGGCUUUACAUUUAUAUAGUGAAUAAUACUGAACAACCAGUUUUUAGCUGAUUGAUAGUAAUAUACAGCAACGGCCAUGGACACCGGCGGCGAGAUUCGGAUCCACCAAACCCGAAGGCUUCCAGAUUUCUUACAGAGCGUGAAUCUCAAGUACGUGAAACUAGGCUAUCAUUAUCUAAUCUCCAAUCUGUUAACCUUAUGUUUCAUUCCUUUAAUUGUAGUAACCUCAAUCGAGGCUUCUCAAAUGAAUCUCGACGAUCUCCGCCACUUAUGGCUCCACCUUCAGUACAAUCUUGUGAGCAUCAUUAUCUGCUCUGCUUUUCUCGUUUUUGGUUUGACCGUUUACAUUAUGACCCGCCCUAGACCCGUUUAUUUGGUCGAUUAUGCUUGUUAUCGUGCUCCCGAUCAUCUCAAGGCUCCAUUUGACCAAUUCAUGGAACACUCCAGACUCACUGGAGACUUUGACGAGUCUUCGCUUGAGUUCCAGCGUAAGAUUUUGGAGCGUUCAGGGCUUGGAGAGGAGACUUAUGUUCCAGAAGCUAUGCAUUAUAUUCCUCCUCGCCCGUCCAUGGCCGCGGCCAGGGAGGAGGCCGAGCAGGUCAUGUUUGGUGCGUUGGAUAAUUUAUUUGCCAACACGAAUGUGAAUCCUAAGAAUAUUGGCAUUCUUGUUGUUAAUUGCAGUUUGUUUAACCCCACACCGUCACUUUCGGCUAUGAUUGUGAAUAAGUAUAAAUUGAGGGGCAACAUUAGGAGUUUCAAUUUAGGAGGUAUGGGCUGUAGUGCUGGAGUUAUUGCUGUGGAUCUUGCUAAGGAUUUGUUGCAAGUUCAUAGAAAUACUUAUGCAGUUGUUGUCAGCACUGAAAAUAUUACCCAAAAUUGGUAUUUCGGAAAUAAGAAGUCUAUGCUGAUACCCAAUUGCUUGUUUCGAGUCGGUGGCUCUGCAGUUUUGCUUUCAAAUAAAUCUGGUGACAAAAACAGGUCCAAGUAUAAGCUUGUCCAUGUUGUCAGGACACACCGCGGUGCGGAUGACAGGGCGUUUCGAUGCGUGUAUCAAGAACAAGAUGGUGCAGGGAAGACUGGUGUUUCAUUAUCAAAAGAUUUGAUGGCAAUUGCUGGUGAGGCUUUAAAAGCUAACAUUACUACCUUAGGUCCUUUGGUUCUUCCAAUUAGCGAGCAGCUUUUGUUCUUUGCAACUUUGGUUGUAAAGAAAUUGUUCAAUAAAAAAGUGAAGCCUUAUAUCCCAGAUUUCAAAUUGGCAUUUGAUCAUUUUUGUAUACAUGCUGGAGGAAGAGCUGUGAUUGAUGAGCUAGAGAAGAAUUUGCAGCUUCUACCUGUACAUGUGGAGGCAUCCAGAAUGACUCUUCACCGUUUUGGUAACACUUCAUCCAGUUCAAUUUGGUAUGAAUUGGCCUAUGUUGAGGCUAAAAGAAGGAUGCGUAAGGGCAACCGUGUGUGGCAGAUUGCUUUUGGAAGUGGCUUCAAGUGUAACAGCGCAGUAUGGGAAGCACUCAGGAAUGUGAAGCCGUCUGCUAAUGGUCCUUGGGAAGAUUGUAUAGAUAAGUAUCCUGUGACAUUAGUUGCCUAAUACAAGAUAAAAAUUUGCACUUUAAAUCAUUUUCCAAUUCCCUUCGGGGUAUUUUUCAUCAUGGAUUAAGAAUCUAACAGUUACUAUAUACCUUCCCCUUGUAGCCUUUGAUUUGUACUUUCAUGGGUCUUUUUUAUUUGCUUAUGUUAUGAAAGUGAAGAUGUGAUUUUCCUGUACUUCCUGUUUGUUGUAUUUCUUGUAAUCCAAAAUUACUGGCUUCAAAUGCUUGUGUGUUACAGUUCUAUAUGGAAAUUUCUCUUCAACUGCUGUUCA
Jatropha curcas is the source of this 2011-nucleotide messenger RNA. RefSeq names its product 3-ketoacyl-CoA synthase 4 (gene KCS4). Gene Ontology annotation, cellular component: membrane. Gene Ontology annotation, biological process: fatty acid biosynthetic process. The record is from RefSeq and is a predicted model, not a curated record. Gene Ontology annotation, molecular function: acyltransferase activity, transferring groups other than amino-acyl groups. NCBI's taxonomy places the organism in Eukaryota, Viridiplantae, Streptophyta, Magnoliopsida, Malpighiales, Euphorbiaceae.